Molecule: messenger RNA, 2036 nt
Organism: Malania oleifera
Lineage: Eukaryota; Viridiplantae; Streptophyta; Magnoliopsida; Santalales; Ximeniaceae
Product: aluminum-activated malate transporter 4-like
Exons: 6
Coding region: 55-1860 (601 amino acids)
Biological process (GO): malate transport
Cellular component (GO): plant-type vacuole membrane
Source: RefSeq, a predicted model, not a curated record
UCCCCCAAACGUACAUUUCAAUCCCAUCAUAUCAGUCUCCUCCUCACUGCAUGCAUGUGUAUAUAUAUACAUUGUCUUCGGCUCCAUCAUCGACCACCUCCUCAAGAGGAUCAUCACUUACUUCUACCCAAUCUAUCGAUAUCGAUUGAAAACCUGAGCUGGAUCGAGUUUCGAAAACAUAUCGAUAUAUCCAUAUUAACAUACUGGGAGAGAAUGAGUGGAAAGAAGGGUAGUGUAGAGAUCAAUGUAGUUCCAUCAUGCUCCAAAGCUGCAGCUAAACAGGGAGACUAUAGGGAGAGAUCCUUGCUUUCCUGCAACUGCAACUGCAAAAGCAUCAAAGGUUGGAUUAGGAAGGUUUGGGAAUUUUGCAGAGAAGAUUACAACAGAGUCACAUUCUCCUUAAAGGUCGGCCUCGCUGUCCUGCUGGUGUCCCUGCUCAUUCUGUUCCAAGCUCCUUAUGACCUGUUUGGCACCAACAUCAUCUGGUCCAUCCUCACCGUUGCCGUCUUGUUUGAAUACACAGUUGGUGCAACUUUUAAUCGAGGACUCAACCGGGCACUCGGAAGCUUGCUGGCAGGGAUUCUGGCGGUUGCGGUUGCUCAGUUGGCUCUACAAACGGGUCGGGUCACCGAACCGAUUAUUAUUGGUCUUAGCAUUUUUCUCAUGGGAGCUGUUACAUCGUUUAUCAAGUUAUGGCCAUCGCUUAAGCAAUACGAGUACGGGUUUCGGGUCAUACUUUUCACCUACUGUUUGAUCAUAGUGUCUGGGUACCGAAUGGGGAACCCGAUCCAAACUUCCAUGAAUCGGGUUUACUCCAUCGCCAUUGGAGGGCUCGUGGCAGUUCUAGUAAAUUUGCUCGUUUUCCCCAUAUGGGCUGGGGAGCAGCUGCACAAAGAGCUGGUCGAUGGCUUUAACUCGGUGGCUGACUCACUAGAAGAAUGUAUUCGGAAAUAUUUGGAAGACGAUGGGUCGGACCUUCCAGAGUUCUCCAAGACUCUCAUGGACGCUUUUCCAGAUGAGCCUGCCUACGUGAAAUGCCGAGACAUCCUGAAUUCCUCCACCAAACUAGAAUCAUUGGCUAAUUCUGCAAAAUGGGAACCGCCGCACGGCAGGUUUAGGCAAUUCUUCUAUCCAUGGUCGGAAUAUGUCAAAGUCGGAGCAGUUCUACGUUACUGUGCUUGUGAGAUUAUGGCACUUCAUGGUGUUUUACACUCCGAGAUUCAGGCACCCCAUGACCUCCGUAUCAGAUUCCAGCCAGAGAUUCAAGAUGCAGCCAACCAGGCUGCAGAGCUUGUAAGGAGUUUGGGCAAAGACAUAAGCAACAUGAAGCAGCGCUUCCAUACCUCCCUACUGAAGAGGGUUCACAGCUCAACCGAGCGACUCCAACGUGUCAUAGAUAUGCAUGCCUUUCUCCUAACAUCCCAUUAUGAACCUCCUGAUAACCUCACCAUGCCAGUUUCCAAGCUCUCCCAUGCCCUCUCAUCUGCCCCAAGUGACCUCUCAAACCAAUUGGCAGAGCAUGAUGGCAACAACCUUGAACAGAACCUAAAUCUGGCGACCCUAAACAUGUCUUCGGGGACCACUGUCCCACCAGUACAGGCAGAGUCAUACCAUGAGAUGAUGAGGAAGCAAUCAAGAAGGCUGCAUUCAUGGCCGCCUAUAGAAGCAGGCACUUUUGAUGAAGAAGGAGGGUUUAGUGCAGACUCUCUGCCGAGGAUGAGGGCACUGGAGAGCACUGCAGCAUUGUCACUUGCCACUUUUACUUCCUUGCUUAUCGAGUUUGUGGCCAGGCUUGAUCACUUGGUUGAAGCUGUUGAUGGGCUGUCUAAGGUGGCCAAGUUCAACUGUCAGGGGCUAUAGAAGGAACAAAUCAUAUACUUAUUAUAGAAAUUGAUAUGUCAGUAUGGUAGUAAUGUAUGAAAGAAACCAUUGGGAAAAAUGGAGGCAGCAAGAAAUAAGUUUCCAACUGUUAGAAAAUUUUAGAAGGGAGCUAGUAAUUUCAACAAUGAUUUGAAAAAUUCAUGCUUGUGGUAAUG